This is a messenger RNA of Bipolaris victoriae FI3, 315 nucleotides long. RefSeq lists its product as hypothetical. The transcript has 3 exons. NCBI's taxonomy places the organism in Eukaryota, Fungi, Ascomycota, Dothideomycetes, Pleosporales, Pleosporaceae. Bases 1 to 315 code for a protein of 104 amino acids. The record is from RefSeq and is a predicted model, not a curated record.
AUGCUUAGACCUACUAGUGUACCCUAUAAUAUUCUUAUCUACCGCGACCAUCAGCGUGCUAUCUAUAGCGUGGACGAGCAUCUUAAGCGGUACUAUAAGCUACUAAUAGAAGCUAGAAAAGAGCAGCAGCAGCAGCAGCAGGAGCGUGGGCAAGAGAUAGUAGAGGAAGACCAGACAGCGAGCUAUCACCAGCGGCUGGCCUAUCUAUCAUCCAAGUGCGACGCUAUCGAGCACAAGAACCGCGAGGCUAUAGAGCGUAUAGCAGAAGAAGCUAAUGCCAAAGACCGUACUAGCUGGUUCAAGCGGACGCAGUAG